AUGGCUAACAACGUAUUGGAUCCUUCUGCACUUGUUGGACUUCUUCUUAACUUACUACCACCGACAAACAAGACAUUAACGUCUCCCCAUGAUGGUUUGGCAGCGCUUGUUCACACAGCCUUUUCUGCACUCUCGUUUCGUUUAAUUGCAACGGAUGACACAUCUUCCGCAAAGGAACACCCUAACAAUGUUCUUCCUGAUGACUGGAACACAAAAGGACUGGUAGAUCGUACCUUUCGUUACAGGCAUGACCAAAGCGGUCUUGAGUUUGUUGUGAAGGUCAUCAAGCUCGGUCAGCGUACAUUGAUCAGCGCCAUUGCUGUCGAAAGUGACAAGUCUGCGUCUCUGGAUGUUGCAACAAACGACUUUGUCUCACCAUCGUUUUACCCCUAUGACGCAGCCAAGUCGGACACCCCGCCGCUGGUCCAUGGCUUCAUUUCGUCCAACCGUAUAACAGAUUUCAUAUCUCAGCUCAAACUCAAGAUAAUACAGAAACUCAUUCCGGGGCUGCGCAAAGAAGGAUAUAUCGAAGAAACUGAGGAUUCAUCCAGCAAUGCUGGAUCCGCUCCCCGCGCGGAGAUUCCCCCUCCUGCCCCUCCACGACCAGACUCGCCACCUUACCCAGAUGACCCAUACUUCUUACCCCCCGGUUUGCGACCUCGUAAUCCGCUGGAGAUCGGUCGUCAAGACCUUGAUCCUUUCGGUGGCAUCAACCCUUUCCAGCCUCCUUCACUAUUCCCCGGCAAUGGAGGAGACGGAAUGUUUGUUGGUCCGGGUCACCCUAUAUUUGGUAUGAGAGGUAACCGGGGACAGGAGAUGCGAGGACCAUGGGGUGGGGACGGCUAUCUCCCUCCGAUGGGAGCCCCACCGGGUGCUCGUUUUGAUCCGAUAGGACCAAAUCCUGGUCCCUUCAACCCAAGUUUCAAUGGGAGACCCCGGCGUGGACCUCCGGGAAGCGGGAAUGUAAGAGAUCCUGAUAAUGACGAGUUUAUGCCCCCUGGAGCCGUGAGUGUGCACUGCAGUAAAACAAUUGUAGAUGCUUACCUUGAAACAGGGAGAUAUGUUUAUGUGAGAACGAACGAUGUGAAAAGUUGUGAAUUUUGUAUAACUGAUGAAUUAUAA
Molecule: messenger RNA, 1122 nt
Organism: Suillus plorans
Lineage: Eukaryota; Fungi; Basidiomycota; Agaricomycetes; Boletales; Suillaceae
Product: PI31 proteasome regulator N-terminal-domain-containing protein
Exons: 2
Coding region: 1-1122 (373 amino acids)
Biological process (GO): proteasome-mediated ubiquitin-dependent protein catabolic process
Molecular function (GO): proteasome binding; endopeptidase inhibitor activity
Source: RefSeq, a predicted model, not a curated record